UAAAUAAAUGGUAAAAAAGACGAAAGUAUCGUAGCACAAACACAGGAAUUUUCCCCCCAUUUCUAAAUUUAUUAUCGGGCAUGGGCAUAACUUAUACGGCGUGUAGUGUUUCAAGUUCGGGCCGUUAUUACGGGAGGGAUCUCCUGGUCCUGACUUGGAUUAGAGAGCGCUGAGAGGACCCAGCUUAGAAUAGAACAGACACGGAAUCGGUUUCUCAGUCUCGAAAAUCGCUAUGGACACGCAGGAUCUUCCUUCCGUCGUUUCCGUAGAAUUUGAAGUCUUCGGCAACGUCCAAGGAGUUUUCUUCACAAAAUACUGCAAGGAGAGAUGCCUUGAAUUGGGGCUGAGCGGUUGGGUGAAAAACAGCAAAAGGGGUACAGUUGUCGGAAAACUUCAGGGCACGAAGGCCAGCGUGGAAAACAUGAUUUCUUGGCUGUCAAAAAGUGGCAGCCCUGGAAGCAAAGUCGAAAGGUGUGAACUCCGUGAAUUUGAGUACCUGCCUAGACAAGAAUUUCGUGGUUUUAGUGUAAGGUUUUAAGUCAAAGCUUCCAUACUUUUUGUAAUACGAACUAUUUUUUAUUGUAUGUCCAGUUAUUAAUCUAUUUAUUAAUUGUGUAAGUCUGUGAGUUUAAAAUUCGUACGAAUAUGCCAUCAUAAGAAUGUUUAGGAUAUUUUUUAUGCAUGUUAUAAUUGUAUAUAAAAAUGUUUUAUAUUGAUUGAUAAAAAUGGGUUCAAAUGAACUAGGUAAAGGUGAUGAAAGCUUCAUAUAAUUUAAAUAAAAAAUUAUAUUUAAAACUAAAGAGGUUUUUAUUAAUCAUUUGUAUUACAACAACAUACAGAAUGAUAAAGUAAUGUUGAGAGAAAAAAAGUUUGUUUUCUGUAUUUAAAUAUUCUAAUAUUCAGAAAUCCACUUUAAACUUUAUUAUUCACUAAAAUAAACUAUAUGUUAACAAUUUGGUGGCUAAAUCACAAAAAGUUAACAUAUUUGUUAAAAAAAAGUCACAGUCGAGAAAUGUCAUGGUCAAUUGAAUAUAUGGUUUGUAAGUAGUUACAUUGAAAACCGUCACCACAAAGCUCAAUUUACAGUAUAACUAAAUUUUUGUUUAGAUAAAAAUACUACUUUUAGCCAUAAUGUUAUAACAAACAUUUUCUAAUUUUACAACAAAGUAAUGUACAACUUAUUACAAUUAUUCUGUUGUUAAAAAAAUAAAUAAUUGUCUUGAAA
This is a messenger RNA of Cimex lectularius (bed bug), 1225 nucleotides long. RefSeq names its product acylphosphatase-2-like. Bases 233 to 538 code for a protein of 101 amino acids. Lineage: Eukaryota; Metazoa; Arthropoda; Insecta; Hemiptera; Cimicidae. The transcript has 3 exons. Gene Ontology annotation, molecular function: acylphosphatase activity. The record is from RefSeq and is a predicted model, not a curated record.